Messenger RNA from Saprolegnia parasitica CBS 223.65, 192 nucleotides. RefSeq lists its product as hypothetical. The record is from RefSeq and is a predicted model, not a curated record. The transcript is spliced from 2 exons. Bases 1 to 192 code for a protein of 63 amino acids. NCBI's taxonomy places the organism in Eukaryota, Oomycota, Saprolegniomycetes, Saprolegniales, Saprolegniaceae.
AUGCGCGAGUCGUUUGCGUGGCACCCAUGCCGCCAACCCGAGAGGCACGAAGAGGCCGCGCGAGACGUGCGGCAGUCGGCGCGUGUUGCAUCGACCUGGUCCGCGCUCCCUUCAAGAAAGACACCUCGAACCCCGACAACGACCCACGACGAGAACGACGGGAGCUACAUGUACGGGAGCGCUGUCAAGUAA